Molecule: messenger RNA, 2136 nt
Organism: Engraulis encrasicolus (European anchovy)
Lineage: Eukaryota; Metazoa; Chordata; Actinopteri; Clupeiformes; Engraulidae
Product: fibronectin-like
Exons: 7
Coding region: 1-2136 (711 amino acids)
Molecular function (GO): protein binding; GTP binding
Source: RefSeq, a predicted model, not a curated record
AUGUCCAUUAAAUCCCAUGUGCCCAUUGCAGACUUCCAAGUCCCAGAAAACGUGACUGUGGGUACAGUGACUCCAACAUCUGCUGACCUCAGCUGGAGCCUACAGCAGGGGAUGCAGCAGAUUCCACACACAUUCCUGAUCUCCUACUGCAGUGAAGGGACUGAACCACAGACCAUCUCUACAGAGUCCUGCAGCACAACUCUUACAGGCCUGCAGCCAGACACUCAGUACACUGCCAAUGUCUGCUGUGAGCUCAGAGAUGGAAGAAAAAGUGAGGCUGCCUCAACCAGGAUUCAAACAGCUGUGCCUCCUCCUGGGCCCAUUGAGUUCACCUCAGUGAAGCCAGACUCUGUGUGUCUGUGCUGGGGACCUCCUGAGGGACUCACUGGACCCCACACAUUCAGGGUCACGUGGAGAGGUGCAGGCAACAAAGAGCCAGGCAACAAAGAGGAGCUGGAAGAGGAAGGCCAGUGCAUGACUGUUAAAGAGCUCAGUCCAGGACACGAGUACACCUUUACUGUGGCAACCCUCAGGGAGGAAGACAGAGAGAGUCCAUGCGUGUCUGCAGAUGUGUUCACAGAUGUUCCUCCCCCUGAGGAUCUUGCUGUGGUUGUGGGUGGAGCAACAGCAUCAGUGACAUGGAGAAAACCAGUGGGAGUCCUAAAGGAGUCAUAUGUACUGAAGCUCUGGGGUGACAAAGAACAGACAACAGUCGUCAAAUCUCCUCAGCACUCCUACCCUGAGCUGAGGAUUGGGCAAGAAUACUCCAUCAAUGUUUCUACUUUGCUAAAAGGGAGAAAAAGUAAACCAGCUUGUGCAACCUUUAGAAUUGGUAUUCCAGUCCCAGAGAACGUGACUGUGGAUUCAGUGACUCCAACAUCUGCUGACCUCAGCUGGGAACUUCAUCCAGACAUGCAGCAGAUUACACACACGUUCCUGAUCUCCUACUGCAGUGAAGGGACUGAACCACAGACCAUCUCUACAGAGUCCUGCAGCACAACUCUUACAGGCCUGCAGCCAGACACCAAGUACACAGUCAUGGUGAAAAUCAGUAUUUUCCCUAUCAUGACUGAAGGUCGACCAGCCUUUGUCACUUUCCACACAGGCACUUUGGCUCCCAAGGGUUUGUCUGUGGAUGACCUUGCUGCAGUGUCUCCUGACCAAUGGACUGCCAGUCUCAGCUGGAGCAUACAGGAGGGGAUGCAGCAGUUUCCACACAGAUUCCUGAUCUCCUACUGCAGUGAAGGGACUGAACCACAGACCAUCUCUACAGAGUCCUGCAGCACAACUCUGACAGGCCUGCAGCCAGACACUCAGUACAAAGUCAGUGUCUGCACCGUACUCCAAAGUGGAGAGAGGACUAAGGCAGCAUUUAUCACAUUCCACACAAGUGAGCGGAGGAUUGUGCUGCUUGGGAAAUCAGGAGAAGGGAAAAGCAGCACUGGGAACACCAUCCUGGGAGAAGACGUCUUUCUUGUGAAGAAUUCACAGUACGCUGUAACAAACAAAUGUGAAGCUCGCAGCAACAUAGUCAACGGGAGGAAGGUCACAGUGAUUGACACGCCUGGCUUUCUUGACCCAACAACUCCGGAAAGGAUAACACAAGAGAUACUAAAAUGUAUUAAGUACAGUUCCCCUGGACCUCACGCCUUUAUCAUUGUGCUAAGUGUUGGGAGAUUCAAAAGGGCAGAUAAAGAUGUGAUAGAAAUUAUUCAGGAAUUAUUUACCUCACAGGUUUUUCGGCAUGCAGUGAUAGUUUUCACACACGGUCAAGAUCUGAAAGGUCUAUCCAUUAGAGGGUUUGUAGAGGAGAAUAGUAGUCAGAGGCUUGAGAAGAGAGCUGCCACACUGAAGGAUCUCGUAGCGAAGUGCAAUGACCACUAUCAUGCUGUGGACAAUGAGUACUGGAAACAAGAGCGGGAAGGGAAAAGCAACAAAAGACAGGUAGAGAAGCUGUUAGCAACCAUAGAAGAGAUAGUGCAGCAGGAAGGCUGUUACACUGAGGAACACAUGGCAGCACAGGGAGGAAUACUGCAGAGACUCCAAGACAUACGAUGGCAGUUUGCCAGCAGGGAGGAGAAUGGCAAAGCAGCAGAUAGACAAGUCAAACUAGUCAAGAAGGAGGAAGAGAAAUGA